This is a messenger RNA of Penaeus indicus, 501 nucleotides long. Its product is annotated as ventral anterior homeobox 2b-like. The coding region runs from base 1 to 501 and encodes 166 amino acids. Lineage: Eukaryota; Metazoa; Arthropoda; Malacostraca; Decapoda; Penaeidae. Gene Ontology annotation, cellular component: nucleus. The record is from RefSeq and is a predicted model, not a curated record. The transcript has a single exon. Gene Ontology annotation, biological process: regulation of transcription by RNA polymerase II. Gene Ontology annotation, molecular function: DNA-binding transcription factor activity, RNA polymerase II-specific; RNA polymerase II cis-regulatory region sequence-specific DNA binding.
AUGGAUCAUCUGGCAGUGAUGAACAUUCACCCAUGGAACUACAGCCUCCCCUGGGCGCCGCCCGCCAGCCCUCCUGCUCGCUGUGUCACGCCCCCGCGGAUGUCUUACAAAGCCAAGGCCUUCACCAUCGACGCCCUUCUGGGACAUCACACUGAAAAGGAUCUUCCUGCCACAACUGCCUCCCCGCCUGCAUCUCCGCUCUCUCUCCUCCAGCAGGAGUCUUAUGACACCGCCCUCAGGGACGCCCCCGGAAAGCUCAAGCGGCAUCGCACAGUGUUCACAGACUCGCAGCUUCAGCGACUGGAGGAGGAGUUCCAGCGGCAGCAGUACCUGGUGGGCCCCGAGCGGAAGCAGCUUGCGAACCAACUUCAGCUGAGUGAUUUACAACUGAAAGUGUGGUUCCAGAACCGACGCAUCAAGUGGCGCAAGAACCAGUUCAACGCGGGUGAGGAACAGAACACUUGUCUGUCUCCAGAGCCAUCAGAACAACAGGAAAAAUGA